UUUUGGGAAGAUAUUUUGAUGCCUCUUUGCAUGCAUGUUCUAUUAAAGCAAUUACUAUUUUUUUAUUAAUAAUUUAGGAAGAAGUUACACCAGAGAUGUGUAUUAUUGAAAACGUUUGAGGUCAAGUUGUAAAUGUAGUGUUAGUGUAGGCUUGCACAAGUGAAAAUUUUAUUAUUAUGAUUUUUAUUAGCUCACCAACCGACUCAGGAAAAUAUACAGAGCUUUGAAAUAAAAUUACUAAGAAUAUAUAAAUUUAUUUUUUUUAAAGAUGCCGGACAUCAAAGUGACGCCUCUUGGUGCUGGACAGGAUGUUGGGCGCAGCUGCAUUCUGCUGUCUAUAGGAGGCAAGAACAUCAUGCUGGAUUGUGGGAUGCAUAUGGGAUAUAAUGAUGAUAGACGCUUCCCAGACUUCUCUUACAUCACUCAGAACGGCCGCCUGACAGACUUUUUGGACUGUGUUAUAAUAAGCCAUUUCCAUCUGGACCACUGUGGUGCUCUUCCCUACAUGAGUGAGAUGGUGGGAUAUGAGGGACCGAUCUACAUGACCCACCCCACCAAAGCCAUCUGCCCCAUCCUGCUGGAGGACUUCCGCAAGAUCACGGUGGACAAAAAGGGCGAGACGAACUUCUUCACGUCUCAGAUGAUCAAAGAUUGCAUGAAGAAAGUGGUGCCGCUGAAUCUACACCAGACCGUUCAGGUGGAUGAUGAGCUCGAGAUCAAAGCGUACUAUGCAGGACACGUCCUCGGGGCAGCAAUGGUGCUAAUUAAAGUCGGCUCCGAGUCCGUCGUCUACACAGGUGAUUACAACAUGACCCCAGACAGACACUUAGGAGCGGCCUGGAUUGAUAAAUGUCGUCCAGAUAUUCUGAUCACUGAGUCGACCUACGCCACUACAAUCCGUGACUCGAAGCGCUGCAGAGAGAGAGACUUCUUAAAGAAAGUCCACGAGACCAUUGAGAGAGGAGGAAAGGUCCUCAUUCCGGUGUUUGCUUUGGGAAGAGCUCAAGAGCUCUGCAUCCUUCUGGAAACGUUCUGGGAGAGAAUGAAUCUGAAAGCCCCCAUAUACUUCUCCACGGGCCUGACGGAGAAAGCAAACCACUACUACAAACUCUUCAUCACAUGGACCAAUCAGAAGAUACGCAAAACCUUCGUGCAGAGGAACAUGUUCGAGUUCAAACACAUCAAAGCCUUCGAUCGCUCCUAUGCAGAUAAUCCUGGACCUAUGGUGGUGUUCGCUACUCCAGGGAUGUUGCACGCUGGCCAGUCAUUACAGAUAUUCAAGAAAUGGGCCGGCAAUGAAAAGAACAUGGUCAUUAUGCCAGGGUACUGCGUGCAGGGAACAGUCGGCCACAAGAUUCUGAACGGCCAGAAGAAGCUGGAGAUGGAGGGAAGAGCCACGCUGGAGGUGAAGCUGCAGGUGGAGUACAUGUCGUUCAGCGCCCACGCCGAUGCCAAAGGCAUCAUGCAGCUGAUCCGCAUGGCCGAACCUCGCAACAUCCUGCUGGUUCACGGCGAGGCCAAGAAGAUGGAGUUCCUCAAGGACAAGAUUGAGCAGGAAUUCAAUAUCAGCUGCUUCAUGCCAGCGAAUGGAGAGACCACCACAGUGACGACCAACCCAAGCGUACCGGUGGACAUCUCGCUCAACCUGCUGAAGAGAGAGAUCGCCCUGGGAGGUCCUUUACCCGACCCUAAGAGGCCGCGCACCAUGCAUGGAACUCUGAUCAUGAAGGACAAUACUCUGAGGCUGGUUUCCCCAGAGCAGGCUUUAAAGGAGUUGGGACUUUCUGAACACCAGCUGCGUUUUACAUGCCGUGUGCAUCUGCAGGACCCUCACAGCGACGCAGACACCCUCGCCCGCAUCUACAGCCAUCUCAAGAGCAUGCUCAGGGGUUACACCGUGCAGCACCUUCCCGACAGCACCGUGAUCGUCGAGUCCAUCGUCCUCAAAGUGUCUUCAUCCAGCGACGACCCCAAUAUUAAAGUUAUCCUGCUCUCCUGGAGCUAUCAGGACGAAGAGCUUGGCAGUUUUCUUUCUAAUCUGCUGAAGAAAGGCCUUCCCUCUUGAUUGAGUGUCUACUGAUAUUGUUCAAAGUGAAUGAAUAAACCUUUUGUAUGAUGAGAAGAAAUUUUACUUCCCCAGAAUGUGUUGCUCCACAGAAACAUGAGUCAGAAACUUCUAGAAUAGUGUGUGUGUGUGUGUGUGUGUGUGCACGCGCACGCACGCACGUUUUUAUAUACUACUGGGGACCAGAUGUCCCCACAAGGAUAGUACAAUCUGACAAUUUUGACCUUGUGGGGACAUUUGGAUGGUCUCCACGGGGAAAUUGCUGCUGUGGCGUUUGUUUGUUUGUUUGUUUGUUUUAAAUAAAAAAAAAAGAGCCCAAAAGUUUCCUUUUCAUUACUAAAGUUAAAGGGAUAGUUCAGGAUUUUUGACAUGAAUCUGUAUGGCAUCCCCAUCAAUAGUGUCGUGCAAACACACUGACUUACCCCCGACAGCAUCCUGUGAGUCCAGUUCUUGUCCAGUUUUGGUCCAGACGAAAGUAGUCCGGCAAGUUUGUUGGGGUCACGAAAGUAAAACGUUUUUCGUCUCAAAAUGGUAUGUGUUCAAAAGAGUGAUAUAUUUGCAUCACAAAACCGUUGCCAAAUAAAAAGUCAGACCUCGAAAUCGCUUGGCACUAUUUUCUCUCCCUUCUUAUCACUGCGCGCUGCCGGCUUCAUCCAGCUGCGGCUCCAGCUUCAAGGAUAAGCUGGAGCCGCAUAAGUAGGAGUCCCAGCGGGUGGUUUGUAUUCGAUUCGUUUAUAUCCCGACCUUGUUAGCUGUCAGAUUUAUGUUCAUGGACCCGGUAAGCUGGUAAAUAAUAUUUAUUAUUAUUUUUUUCUUUACCAAAUUCUAACAGAAAACGAGAGCACCCGAAAGGGAAAGCUGAGCCGAGCCGCCUCACGGCUGUAAUGCAAAUUGCUUUCCUCCUCAGCAUACAAGUGCGCUUCCAUGUCAGGGAAAAAGAAACUACCACUGCUGCCUAUGUAGUGCCCUAUUUAUACAAAUAGGAGUCAUUCAGGAUUCAGCCAUGUUUUUGCUCCGUGUCAUGGCUGAAUCCUGAAUGACUCCUAUUUGUAUAAAGUCUAUUUAAAAAAGGGCUGUUUGUUUUUACAUUUUAACCGGAAGCGGCUAGAGAUAAUGAGAUGAGAUGAGAUGAGGUUAGAUGGGGAAGAGUUGGGACAGUUCAUCAUGUUGUUGUGGGGUUUGGGUUUUGUUUUUUUGGUGGUUUACGAAUAUAAAAUUGUUUAAAAUUUUUUGUUAAAAUGUGGGUGUGGCCCUGCAUGAGGAUUAAACUUAUUUCAUUCCUUCUUGAGAAUGGAACUGUUUUGUCUCGUCAGGUUUGAGUAAACUGACAUUUUUCUAUCGCUGUACUAACAUUGUGUGUUCAUCCAGUUCAGAUGGUACAAGUUCUGAUAAUAAAUAAAGAUUAAACAUG
Molecule: messenger RNA, 3476 nt
Organism: Neoarius graeffei (lesser salmon catfish)
Lineage: Eukaryota; Metazoa; Chordata; Actinopteri; Siluriformes; Ariidae
Gene: ints11
Product: integrator complex subunit 11
Exons: 17
Coding region: 269-2065 (598 amino acids)
Biological process (GO): snRNA processing
Cellular component (GO): nucleus
Source: RefSeq, a predicted model, not a curated record